Molecule: messenger RNA, 3481 nt
Organism: Acipenser ruthenus (sterlet)
Lineage: Eukaryota; Metazoa; Chordata; Actinopteri; Acipenseriformes; Acipenseridae
Product: cysteinyl leukotriene receptor 1-like
Exons: 2
Coding region: 264-1325 (353 amino acids)
Biological process (GO): G protein-coupled receptor signaling pathway
Cellular component (GO): plasma membrane
Molecular function (GO): leukotriene receptor activity
Source: RefSeq, a predicted model, not a curated record
AUUCAUUAGGUGGGCGUUGCUUAAUUUGAAGCUUUACCCGGUAGUCGGGGUAAUAAAGCAUUCAGACAAGACUUACAAACAACGACGAAUGCUACACGACACAGUUCUUAAAACAUAUUUCUUGACACGCAGCUAAAUUAAACAAACAGACAGUAAACGUUUUAAUUCUGUUCUGCAUCUCGAGGGAGUGUGUGCAAAAAAAUCAUACAACGUCCUGGAAGAUUCAACUAGUCGGAACUUAAGGAGUCUGUUCCAGUGCCAAGAUGUCAGGUGUAAACUUUUCAGAUAACAACAGCAUCUGCCCGUCGAUUGAUGACUUCCGUAACAAGAUCUACUCCACCGUCUACUCCCUGAUUACCGUCUUCGGCUUUGUAGGGAACGGCUUUGCUCUCUAUGUCCUCAUCAAGACCUUCCGACAGAGAUCUACCUUCCACAUCUACAUGAUGAACCUGGCCAUCUCUGACCUGCUGUGUUGCUUAACUCUGCCCUUGCGUGUUGUCUACUAUGUGAACAAGGGCCACUGGUACUUUGGUGACUUCCUGUGCCGCAUCAGUUCCUAUGCCCUCUACGUUAACCUCUACUGCAGCAUCUUCUUUAUGAUGGCAAUGAGCUGCACCCGCUUCAUAGCUAUCGUAUUCCCAGUGCAGAACCUGAAGCUGGUGAGUGAGAGGAAGGCCAAAAUCAUCUGUGCAUGUAUCUGGAUCUUUAUCUGCGCGACCAGCUCUCCGUUCCUUAUGAGUGGCACAAAGGAAGUAGGAAACAAAACCAAGUGCUUUGAGCCUCCUAGUGGUACUGACACCCGUAAGCUGGUGAUCCUCAACUACUUUUCCUUGGUGGUGGGGUUCAGCAUCCCCUUCCUUGUCAUCCUGAUCUGUUACACAGGGAUGAUCUGGACCCUGAUGGUCAACUCAGGCAGCAUGAAGAAGCAAAAGAGCAUGCAGACAAAGGCCAUCCGGAUGAUCUGCAUUGUCAUGGCAGCCUUCCUCAUCAGCUUCAUGCCCUACCACAUCCAGCGCACCUUGCACCUGCACUUCCUGAUGAAGAAAGGAAGCUCCUGCGACGAUAUUGUCUACAUGCAGAAGUCGGUGGUUAUCACCCUAUGCCUGGCCGCUGGCAACUCAUGCUUUGACCCCAUGCUCUACUUCUUCUCCGGGGACAACUUCCGUAGGAGGCUCUCCAGUUUCCGCAAGCCCUCUGUCAGCACAAAUCUUACCGAGAAGAAGAAGAAGACCUGCACUGUCAACAAAAUAAACGUGGAGAGCCACAAACGAGAGGAAGAGUCAUUAAGGGGCAUCAAUGACAAGGUGGUUAGUGCUAGUGACUAGCCUUUCUCCUGUCCGUGGAGAAACGGGAUGUCUAGUAGCACGGACAUGAAAUAAGUCAUGGGAAGACGUUUUUUGCGCUUUAGGACUAUGGUUGGGCUUUUUUUUUUAAAUGUUUUUUACUGUGAAUAAUUUAGGAGGGGUGGUCUAAAAAAUAAACUUGGAAUAGGAUGACCUAGGUAGUGGAUAUAAUCAAGGGAAUUGAGGCUGUGGUCCAGUGAUGAGGGACUUCGAAGGGAUGUUAGAGUUCAGGAUUUGAAUACCUAGUCCAGUCUACUCUAUAACUUGUUGGGUGUGUCACUUAGCCUUUAAACCCAUUUGGAAUAAGAAGCACCCACACUUUAAACCAGGUAAGGGUUGCUCAGUUAAAUGAAUUAAAUUACCAGCCCUGAACACAAUCUGUUGCAGAUUGUAACCUAAUUGUAAACCUUGCUAAAUCAUGGGUGAAUGGUGCAAGUGAGAUGGUUUGGGGCUGCUAAACCACUCACAUAGUUAGAAUUCACAGAGUUCUGGGCAGCCCAAUCCGUUUACUUUCUGUUUGCUGUGACUGCUACACUCACCACUGAUUAAAUCUGUUGCAGGUCAAUCCCAAAAGCUGCAAGAAGAUCAUUUUAGUGUUUUUUCUUUUUGUUUUUUUAGUGUUUAAAAAAAAAGAAAAAGUCUGUGAUUUGUUAUUUUUUUAAGCAGUACUAAUAUGUGGUCAGAUUUAAUUGAAGGAGCCAAUGUCCUAUACAUCACUGUUUAGAGCCAGCACUUUGAUCCUGACUGUAAUAGUGAAUUUGUAUUGAAGUCAUCAGUGGGCUUGCUGGACCUCGUGGGCUUGCUGUUUGAUGCAAAAUCUUAAUGGGAAAGCAAUAACAGGUGCUUUUUGCCACAACCGCAAACUAUAUAUAUUUUUAAUGUGACUGUGUAUUGUCUUUUGGCUUCAGCAGAGUUUGCACUCCUGUCCCUGGUAUAGAAGAGACAGGACAGCACUUUUGUACAGUUUGUGCCUGUGUCAUUUUUUUGCAGUUGUACUUUUUAUUAUGAGAAACUCAUAGUUGUGUUUUUAAUCAUGUGAUGUUACUGUGUACUGUAUAUAAAAUAUAAUGUUACAUGUGUUGUAGAAAGGGUAAUACAAAUACAAAACUUUAUUAUUUUUAUUUUUUUUACAAAUACCAAUGUAACUGAUUCUAAACUGACCACUAUGGACUUUCAGAAUAUACCUACUGUAUAAACAUGCUAUUAAAAGUGUUGAUGAUUACUAACAAGGUAUAAAAGUCGAUUGCAGUAAAAUUGCAUUGACACAUACCAGAGAAAAGCUUUAUGUCAUAAUACUGUACAUAUGUUACAUAGUUUUAAGAUUGUAUUGACAGUACAUAACAUCCCUUAUAACACAUAUAUAGAUGCAUUAUUUAUAAUCUGUAACUGAUCCUUAAUUACUGGUAGUAUUAUAGUUUAUUCAACACUGGUCCAAAAUACUUAAUUGUGAGUUAAAUGUCCACAUGAAGGUACUCACAAAAUCACACUCAUCUGAGUAUUAAUGCAGACUCUCAAAACAUGCAAAUCCACCAAAAUGCAGUUUGGUUUCUAGAACUACAAAAAUAACAAUAAGUUAUAUUACAAACGCAAUGACUUCAGUGUCUUCAAAGACUUCUAGUCAAAAUGUAUUGAGUUUUAUUUAGUAUUUCUAAAUGUAGCUAUUGUUGUUUAAUAGUUAUGGAUGAAGAAGUAACAAUAACUAAUACUUAUUAUUUAUUGACCUGUAAAGUUCAAAAAUGCCACCUCAUUAUUUUUUUUAUUUUUUUUGUACAAACUACUCUAUAUACUUGUACAUAAAGCACAGUGACAGCAUAAUUGUAAGAAUGCACUUAUUUUCAUUUUGUUGUGUAAAAGUUUUAAUAGCAAUAAAGAUUCAUUUGUGUUUGGAAAAAUAAGAGGUGUUUAUUAACUCCAACAGGAAAGUAUUUAUAAAUCUACAAAUUGACCACCUAGAACUAAAGAUUUCUACCAUUACUGAGCUCCCUGCUUUGUGUCCCCAUAGGAAACAAUUGAGACAGUCCUUGCACAGUGUGACAUUCUACAGUGACACAGCAUAUGCCUGUAUAACAGGAAUAUCAAAGAGCAGAAAGCUUUGCAUAUUAUAUUUGUAUUUGUUUUCAAGUUUCCCUUAGCAUUUU